Syngnathus acus (greater pipefish) is the source of this 5443-nucleotide messenger RNA. RefSeq names its product enhancer of polycomb homolog 1-like. The record is from RefSeq and is a predicted model, not a curated record. The transcript has 15 exons. Gene Ontology annotation, biological process: regulation of transcription by RNA polymerase II. NCBI's taxonomy places the organism in Eukaryota, Metazoa, Chordata, Actinopteri, Syngnathiformes, Syngnathidae. Bases 1605 to 4202 code for a protein of 865 amino acids. Gene Ontology annotation, cellular component: piccolo histone acetyltransferase complex.
AAGUGGCUCCUGCUGGCCAGUUUGUGGAUGUUUGUCGAAGUAAGCUGAGCUUGGAAAUCCCUGCAAGUUUGUGCUGAGCUGACAAUACUUAUUUUGCCAUAUUUCGCUGAAUGCUCGCUUGACACCAAAGUCUUGCUCUCAGCUACUUGAAUUCUUGAUAUUUUAUUCGAGAAAAAUCUCACGAGGAUUGGGAUUUUUUUUUUCCUUUCCGAGGCGACCUGCGGGGAAGCUAAGCACAGUUAGCAUUAGGCUAGCAGUAUGUCAAGCAAAAGAAGAGCAGUCAUCAUCGUCAUCCUCCAGUCCGGAGACUUUUUCCCAGGAGUCGGUUUGUUGACUUACCGACCUCACGGUGGCCAGUGUGCGGCCAAGGAAAGUCCAGGCGGGACGACUCUGGCUGGAGGAAGAGUUAGUUGCGAGUUGGCAAAGCGCCGAUAAUGGCGCAGGGUCAGGCUAGCUAAAGAGGCGGCUAGGCUAACGGUAGCCUUGUGCAAACAGCUGUGACCGACAAGAUGCCCAGAAUGCUUCACACGUGGAAGAAGUGACCUUGCCCCCAACUGAGUGAUGGUUCUUCCGGUAGCCACUCAUGCUUUCGGAGUGUCCACGAGGGAUCAAAGGUUAAAUGAUAUUCGAUGUAUAUUUUUAAUUACUCAGUUUAUACUUUGUAUAUUGGUGCGCACACAUUUCAACUUGAUGAGGAGAUUAUAUACAUAUAUUUAAAUGACACACCAAUUAAUUUGAUGUUAAAUUUGUGUCAUGAGAUGGUGUAAUGGUAUAGUUGACUUAAUCUGACAGUGGCUUUAUGUAUUACUGAUGUACGGACUGAUAACCAGGUAAGUGUUUCACGAAUACUGCAUAGUAAUAAUUGCAAGGUAGGUUUUCUCCGACUUAAGUCAUGUAGACUUCAAAUGAACUCGAAUAAACAAAGAUAUACAUUGCAAAACAAUUCUUAAUGUAUUUGUAGUUAUCUUAUAAAGUUCAAUUAAAAUACUGUAGUUAGAACGAUUUUUCAUAGACAUUGAAUAAUGUUCAUGUAUUUUAAGUUAUCUUUUGAAAUAAGUUGUUGACUUUUGUAAAUUCAGCUAUUUUGAAGACACGUUACACACGUCCUGUAGUUAGUUAAAUUAAUAUUCCGAUAACUAAAGUCACAAUAAGUGUAAAUGGGAAUUUCCGUUCCCAUAUUGGAAAAAGCCCCCAUCUCAUCGGUACACCCCUCCUCUCCGCGGACCCCGCGGCCGGUUGUGUGGAGCGCGCACGCGUGCCAAGCUGCGUGGGAAUGGCUGUUGGUGCGAUGGAGGGGGUUGGGCCGCGCGCAGCCAGCCGCUUCAGCGCUACAUGAGCUCCUAAUGUCCGCCAUGUUGGCCAUGGCGCAUUGAACCGGGGAGGGAGAGCGGAGCGCCAGAGGAAGCCGCACCGACGCACAGCCACCGAGACGCGGGCCCGCCCGGCUCUGCUCGCGCUGCCUAGCACACGAGCCCGGCCGCGAUCGAGGCACUCGUUCCAGGAGACCGUCCCGGAUCCAUCCAUGACAACGAGAAGUAGAAUUCCUCGGAGAUCGACUCGAUUUAUGCCGCAUCUCUUAAUAUACGUGUAAAAUAAAACAAAAAAUGAGUAAAUUGUCGUUUCGGGCGCGGGCGCUGGAUGCUAGUAAGCCCCUGCCCGUAUUCCGCUGCGAGGAUUUACCGGACCUACAUGAAUAUGCUUCGAUCAACCGGGCAGUGCCGCAGAUGCCGACCGGGAUGGAAAGGGAAGAGGAAUCGGAGCACCAUCUCCAGCGGGCCAUCUCGGCGCAGCAGGUCUACGGCGAGAAGCGGGACAACAUGGUCAUCCCCGUGCCCGAGGCAGAGCGCAACAUCCCGCACUACGAGUCGCUCUACCCCGGGGAGUUCCGAAUGCCAAAGCAGCUUAUUCACAUACAGCCUUUCGGUUUGGACACGGAGCAGCCGGACUACGACCUGGAUUCGGGGGACGAGACCUUUGUGAACAAGCUCAAGAAGAAAAUGGAAAUCACUGCACUGCAGUUUGAGGAGAUGAUCGACCGCCUGGAGAAAGGCAGCGGGCAGCAGUUUGUCAGCCUCCAAGAAGCCAAGCUGCUGCUGAAGGAGGACGACGAGCUGAUCAAGGAAGUCUUUGACUACUGGAGCCGCAAGAGGAAGGCCUGCAAGUCCGGCACCUUCGUUUCCAACAUCAAGCAGGAAAAGCGGGACGGCUCGAGCACCAGCGACCCCUACGUGGCCUUUCGCAGACGGACGGAGAAGAUGCAGACCCGCAAGAACCGCAAGAACGACGAGGCGUCGUACGAGAAGAUGCUGAAACUUCGCAGGGACCUGAGCCGCGCCGUCACCAUCCUGGAGAUGAUCAAGAGGAGGGAGAAGAGCAAGCGGGAACUGCUGCACCUCACGCUGGAGAUUGUGGAGAAGCGAAACGGCGUGCCUGACUUUGGCAGCGAGGUGAUGGCGGAGGCGCUGGCCCGGCAGGCUCUGCUCAAGCCUGUCUACACCAUCCCCAUUAUCCCCAGUGCCAACCAGUACCGACACCAGGACCACUUGGACAUGAAGGACUACAAGAAGGAGAAGACGGAGGUUGUUCGAACCAAAAGGAAAUAUGAGAAGAAGCCCAAGAUCCCUCCUCGAGCGGGACCCUCGGUCUUCAAUCUCAAGGACCUCAACCAAUACGAUUUUCCCAGCUCCGACGACGAAGCCUUCUCGCAGAUUCAUUCGGGUUCUUCGGAAACAGAAGAGGAGAACGACCCAGAUGGUUGCUACGCUUUCAGGAGGAAGGCCGGCUGUCAUUACUACGCCUCGAGUCCCGGCCAGAGCGGCGGCUGGCCGUGGGAGAGCCCGUCGAAAGGAGGCCUCGCUCACGCGCGCUUCCGCUACUGUCUGACCUCCUUGAGCACACCGCGGCGCUGCGUCGGUCUGGCUCGACGGCGCGUGGGCCGAGGAGGCAGGUUCUUGUUGGAUCGGGCGCACGCCGACCCGGACGCCGUCCGUCAGUACCUGGAUUCGGAUUUGCAGCCCCCCUCGCUCUCCUCCCCACUUUCAAGCUCGCCGCUCCGCAACUCCAGUACCUCGGAAAACAAUACCUCGGACCCCGCCGGGUCUUCCUGCCCUCUACCCUCCGCCGCCGCUUCAUCAUCUUCAUCGUCCGACGUGACCGUGGACCUAAGCCGGAUUCUGUUGAGCAUCAAAUCGUGCCGCUGGAGGCAUUUCCGGCCACGGACGCUAUCCCGGCCGGCUUUGGACGCAGGAGUGUCGAGUCUUAAAGCAUUUGGCGAUUUUAGUCGGGCCGUAUCGGGACUAACUCGGAGUCUGUCUGGGGGAUGCUUGCCGCAAACCUGCACCGGUCCAGCUGCUCCUGGCAAAAUGUUCACGGUGGAGCAGUACCAGCAGCACAGAGAGCAGCUGGCUGUCAUGCAGAAGCAGCAGCUGGAGCAGAGCCAACAUCAGCAACACAAAAAGGAGCCGCAGCAUCCGCCACCACCGCCGCAGCAACCGCCGCCACCGCCGCAGCGACUCAAGGAGCAGCAGCAACGGCGGCCUCAAAUCCAGCAGCACGUCAACAACUCAUUGAGCGGGACCGGCCCGCUCAUCAGUCAGGUUCUGGUCUCCAAGACCUUGGACCAGGCCAGCGCCCAGUUCGCCGCCUCGGCCCUGGUCACCGCCGACCAGCUGCUGGCCUUCAAUCCCAAAGAGGACCUGGUGCUGGCUGGCGGAGUCAACGGUGUCCUGGGAGCAGGUGUCUUGAAAGGUUUGCAUCUGUCCAACGCGGCGGCAGCGCUUCACCCCAGCCACCCGUCGCCCACGGCGGCCGCCCCUGCUUUUCCACAGCCCUCGCCCCGUCCACUUGCGCCCACCGCCAACGCCGUCCCCGUCUCCCUGGCGGCCGCCCCGGGCAACCACGCCGCCGCGCUGGGCCUGCUGGCUGGCGCUACCGCCCCCGCUGCCGCCGCCACUCAGGUCCUCAUCGGAAACAACAUCUGUCUGAGCGUCCCGUCGGCCGCCAACCUGACGGGGCGCCACCUGCCUCGCGCCCUGGCCGGCGUGCCCCCCUCUGCCUUAAAACUGUCGGCUGCUGCCAACCUCCAAAAGCCCAAAGUCUCCGCCACGCCGCCCGUAGACAUCGCGUCCAGGGAGAAGCGCGAGGAGGACAAAUCGUCACUGAACAGCAUCGUGGACGGCACAGUUGCCAUGGAAGUGACGUAAUGGCGGAGGAGGGCGGCAAAGUCUUCAGGUGCUGUGCAUCGUAGCGUCAGAAAGUGGCUGCCGGGAGGGAUGACGAGCCGGCCGCCCAUGUUGUCCGUCCUUUUGAAAACGUGUGUGUGUGGGGGGGAGGAUUGUGUUUUUGUUCUUUUUUUUUUUUUUUUCCUGUGGAGGGGCGUACGUGUGUGUACAGUAAGGACUCGUUUGUACAUAGCACUUGAACACACAACUGUCCCUUUGUCAUGUUUUGCACUUGGGAGCGAAAAGGAGGUCAGUCGUGUGCGUGCGUGAAUUGUAUCGAGACGUGCAUGGUGCCAGAUGCUGCUUUUGAUCUAUUUAUUGUGCCGUGUUUACACCUUUUUUGGAUUCUCGUUCUUUGUACGCCGUAGCUUUGUUUGCUUCCCGUGCUCGCUCGUGUACGCACGUCGGCCGGCCGCAGACUCGCGCGCGUCACUUUCACAUGUCAUGUCAACAAACUUGUUGCGUGGGCUCAACGUGGCGGGCGGCGCCUAUGAGCAGGGAUGAAGUCUCUUCCCAGAAGCCUUUGCUGCUUCGUUUGAAAGCACUAUUUUCGUGAUUUUUUUUUUUUUUUUUUCUCCGUCGAUGGCUUUUUGAUAACGACAAUGCUGCUUUUUGUAUUUUGAGUCAGACGGGGUCCUUCGUUAUUUCAUACGACAAACCCGUUUUGUAUUCAUUUGAUUUUUUUUUUUUUUUUUUUUAAAUCUCACCGACAUUUUUUGUGUUAAGUUAUUUUUGUAUUUUGUGUUCUUGUGGUCAACUCGAUUGUAAGCUUUUAAAUGUCUCGGUUUGGUUCGUACACUGCACAGAUGAUAAGGGAGGCGAAUGAACGCGUUUCAUCAUUCCACUUUUGAAAGAGGGGAAAAAGCAAAAUAAGGGGAUGACGCCCUCCCAUUUUCUUUUGUUCUUUCUUUGAGAAACAAAUGGAAAAACAAAACAGAAUCUCUCCAGAUGGCUAUGAGGCCAACAGAACCACAAGUAUUUUUGGGUGCCUUCCUUUGGGGAAUUUUAUGUCCUCUCUUCUGUGAAGAGUCCGGCACAAAGGCGGCAUUACUUAGUAAUGCUCGCGCGCUUUGUGCGGGCAAAUCUUGAACGCUGGCCCGGCUGGCGGCUUGUGUCCUUGAGGUUUACUUGUCCCACCUGCAGGCUGAAAAGAUGUUGAAAAAAGAAAAUGUGACAGAGCUCUCACUAAAAUAUGACAAUAAAGCCCAGGGCCUUAAAUGUGA